AGUAGCCAGUCCUAGCUCAUGGCAACAGCGACUGCCGUGUAACUACAGUAAAGUUCAGUCAGUCUGCCGGUGCCACUGCCGGGAUAAUCACCGCAGAAGAAGAAGUCAGAAAAAAGUUUGAGACGAUGACCCUGCAAGCUAUACGCUGGCAUAACCACAAGCUCCAAAUCUUAGAUCAGCUGAAACUUCCCAAGGAAACUGAGUAUAUUGAUGUCAAAAAUGUCGAGGACGGAUGGCAAGUUAUAAACAAGAUGCAGGUACGUGGAGCUCCAGCAAUAGCAAUUGUAGGCUGUCUUAGUCUUGCAGCUGAGUUAGCUGAGACUGAGUCAACGUAUACUGAAAAGGCACAACUACAGAAAGAUGUAGCAUCAAAGCUUGAGUAUUUAGUAAGUGCAAGACCAACAGCUGUGAAUAUGAAAAAAUCAGCUGAAGAGCUUACUGCUGUGAGCAAGAAUAUGUGUGAGGGUGGCAUCUCCUUACAGGAUAUGGUAAAGUCAAUAAUAUCAUGGUGUGAGAAAAUGUUAGAGGAUGAUGUCAACACAAAUAAGAACAUUGGCAAGUUUGGUUCAGAAGCCAUUAUGAGCGGUAAUGAAGGGAAUAGUGUCCAAGUUCUUACUCACUGCAACACUGGAUCACUUGCAACUGCUGGAUAUGGAACAGCUUUAGGUGUUAUCAGAGCUCUGCAUGACAAGGGUCAUCUGAGCAAAGCCUUCUGUACUGAAACUCGUCCAUACAAUCAAGGUGCAAGACUUACAGCCUAUGAACUGGUAUAUGAAAAAAUACCAUCAGUAUUGAUCUGCGAUAGUAUGGGAGCAGCCCUUAUGAAUUCUCAGAAGAUACAUGCUGUUGUAGUUGGUGCUGACAGAGUUACCAGGAAUGGCGAUACUGCAAACAAAAUUGGCACUUACCAGUUAGCAGUUUGUGCAAAGCACCACAAUGUGCCCUUCUAUGUGUGUGCUCCUACUACAUCAAUUGACCUGAGCUUAAACAAUGGGAAGGAAAUUCCAAUUGAGGAAAGACCACAUCAAGAAAUGACAGAUGUUGCAGGAACCAGAAUUGCAGCUCCUGGGAUUUCAUGCUGGAAUCCAGCCUUUGAUGUUACACCAGCUGAUUUGAUAACAGGGAUAGUAACAGAGCUUGGAGUCUUCAAGCCAUCUGAGUUAUAUCAGAAAUUACAAGAUAAUUUGAAGAAUUGUUGAGGUUCUUAUCAACAGGCAGCUAUUUUAUAUGAUAAGAAAUUGUUGAAGUCAUCGCCAUAAAGAAAAGGUGCUUAACAUUUGCUGCUUGUCUAGAAUUUUUGUCUGGGAAAUGCAUUAAUUCUUCCAAUUGAUAGGAAAGUAUCAGCAGUACAAACUUAAAUAUGUUUCUGUACAAGUAUGCAUCUGAGAAUAUUCUUAUAAAAUUCCUAUUAUAGACAACUAUUUUUCCAUGGAUAAAGUUUUUUUUUUUUUUCCACUGAAAGCAUUUGAAUAAAUGUUUGUUCAUACAA
Messenger RNA from Penaeus indicus, 1489 nucleotides. RefSeq names its product methylthioribose-1-phosphate isomerase-like. Lineage: Eukaryota; Metazoa; Arthropoda; Malacostraca; Decapoda; Penaeidae. The transcript has 6 exons. Bases 126 to 1199 code for a protein of 357 amino acids. Gene Ontology annotation, molecular function: S-methyl-5-thioribose-1-phosphate isomerase activity. The record is from RefSeq and is a predicted model, not a curated record.